UAAGAUUGCAUCAAAGCGCUUCACGGUCUUCAACAUUUUAAUCUCUCUGGCUGUAGAAAACUCGAGUCGUUGCCGGAGCUCCCUCCUCAGCUCAUGUUCCUAUCUGCGAACGACUGCGAAUCGCUGGAGAGUGUUUCUUGUCCGUUUUACACUCCAAACGCGCAGCUUAACUUCACCAACUGCUUCAAACUUGGCGAACAAGCAAGACGAACGAUUAUCCAACAGUCGUAUCUUGACGGGUGGGCUCUGUUACCAGGAAGAGAAGUACCUGAAGAGUUCGAUCAUCACCGAGCCAGAGGAAGUUCUUUAACACUUCCUUACUCUGCUUCCUCAAAAUUCAAGAUUUGCCUCGUGGUUGCACCAAACCAUGAAAUCAGAGAUUACAGAGUGUCGCAGCUGUUGUGUCGUCGUCGCAUAGGUAAAUGCGAGUUAGACCUCUCCUCUGUCAAAGUUUAUCGUAUCCCUAGAUUUGGAACAGAGCAUCUGUUCGUCUUUCACUCUGGUUGUAUUGAAGAAGACAAAAGCAGUAGCGAGAUAGUGUUUGAAUUUAGCAGCAAACUCCACGACUUUGAAAUUGUCGAGUGUGGUGUUCAGAUCUUGACCGACCAGAUCGAAAGGAGCGCUAUGUGUUUGAAUCCAACGAAGCGUUUGAAAACGACUCUUUUCUGAGCAGUGACCGUACUGGUGGACAAAUCUGUUUGGAUCAUCUCUCCAACUUCGUGAGAAGCAAGGUAGGUAGGUGAUGACGUGGCUGCUAUGUGAGCUAAAAACAUCAUGGGCCCGUCACACUAAAAGCCUUAAUAUUGGAUUCACUCGUUUGAUGAUCUCUUUUUUCAAAAGAUAUAAGGACAAUAAAUGCAAUUUUUCCCAUGUC
Molecule: messenger RNA, 874 nt
Organism: Raphanus sativus (radish)
Lineage: Eukaryota; Viridiplantae; Streptophyta; Magnoliopsida; Brassicales; Brassicaceae
Product: disease resistance protein ADR2-like
Exons: 1
Coding region: 94-669 (191 amino acids)
Source: RefSeq, a predicted model, not a curated record